UUGAGAGCAGCAGACACACAAGCUACAACAAACAUGAGCGUAUGGACAGAUUGGCUGGACAUCUUCCCAGUCGUGGGUACACUCCAGAACACGGUUGAAGCUAUAUCAGCCAUCUGUCAUGGCGCCUAUGACCUUGCAAAGGAAAAUGGAGCCGAUGCAGCUCUGAGCCUUGUGCUGGAUGUCCUCACAUAUGGGACAGCAGGUGCCCCGGAUUCUGCACACCUUAAAGUUGCUGAAAAAGUCGUAAUGAAGGGUAUUGGGCCCAAAGAAGUCAUGAAUGCCAUGAAAGGAAAAGGUGGAAAAUCCGGGAAAGGAGGAGCUACAAAAUCCAUGAAAGGAGCUGGUACAAAACCUGCUGCUACUCAGAUUAACAUCAAAGAAUUGACCAACAAAUCCAAAAAGCCAUCAGACCCAAAGACCAGUAAAGGGGAACAGAAGAAGCCAUCGCAUCGUGGCGAACAUGUCAUCAACAACAACGUGCUGAAGGUGUUUCGGACAAUCAUUGACCGAUUUGCUGCUAGGAUUGGAAGCACUGCAGCUCAACUGCUUGAAAAUAAAGAACACACAGCAGCUUAUAAAGCAUAUCACACGCCUCUUCCUGCAGCCACCACCCAGUCAAUCGGCCACCAGAUGGUUGCUCAUAUUCGAGAAGAAGACCAAUACAUUGAUGCCAACGCAACUACCUAUGGUAUAGCCAUUGGGGAGAUAUCUGACAUGGUGGUCACUUAUAUGUACGACUAUUACUCCAACAACUUUUACUCCGGUCCUGCCGUUGAUAGGAGCAUCAUCGAUCUGAUUCGUUUACUGAACAACGGCCAGUUGUAUGUGGACGAGUACGCCAAACAGUACUGGCUUCAACAGGGCGGGAACGUGAACAAGUUUGAAGAGUGCAGGCAAGAAGUCGUGCAGAUGUUUAGAUGUCUGUGUGCACCGACAAGCGGGGAAAACGAGGCGAAGCAGUGGGUGCGUGAUCUUACUGGUCACAUUUAACAGUUACAUUGAUGUUAUCACCAGCUAAACAGGUUUCUUCUAACCAAAGAUUCCACGUCAGAUACUGAUACUGGAAAAAGCUCAACUCAACAGACUUUAGUUGUCAUGUCGUGGGGAGAGCACACCUAACUCUAUACUGAACUUUGAGGAUAUCUCAACUAUGCUGACCUCUGAUGCCAUGUUACUUUUACUAACGUCUUUAAAUCUACCCAGAUCUGCUCAGUCUAAAGGACAUUUUAAGAUUCUAAGUGUACAGGCUUUGAUGCCAAGUCAAGUUACUAUGAAACACCUAUCUAUGCAGACAUUUCACACCAUGAUACCAUACUAUUCAACUCUUGACUGUACUCACAUAGGAUGCCGUUAUACUUUACCACGAAGCAAAUAUUUUCGCAGACAUUUCACACCAACACACCACACUAUACGACACUUGACUGUACUGACAUUGGAUGCCAAGGCAUGGCGUUGUAACAUCAUUCAUUAUGCAGACAUAUCACACCAACACACCACACUAUACGACACUUGACUGUACUGACAUUGGAUGCCAAGGCAUGGCGUUGUAACAUCAUUCAUUAUGCAGACAUAUCACACCAACACACCACACUAUACGACACUUGACUGUACUGACAUUGGAUGCCAAGGCAUGGCGUUGUAACAUCAUUCAUUAUGCAGACAUAUCACACCAACACACCACACUAUACGACACUUGACUGUACUGACAUUGGAUGCCAAGGCAUGGCGUUGUAACAUCAUUAAUUAUGCAGACAUUUCACACCAACACACCACACUAUACGACACUUGACUGUACUGACAUUGGAUGCCAAGGCAUGGCGUUGUAACAUCAUUAAUUAUGCAGACAUUUCACACCAACACCCCUCACUAUACGACACUUGACUGUACUGACAUUGGAUGCCAAGGCAUGGCGUUGUAACAUCAUUAAUUAUGCAGACAUUUCACACCAACACACCACACUAUACGACACUUGACUGCGCUGACACUGGAUGCCAAGGCAUGGCGUUGUAACAUCAUUGGUUAUGCAGACAUUUCACACCAACACACCACACUAUACGACACUUGACUGCGCUGACAUUGGAUGCCAAGGCAUGGUGUUGUAACAUCAUUAAUUAUGCAGACAUUUCACACCAACACACCACACUAUACGACACUUGACUGUACUGACAUUGGAUGCCAAGGCAUGGCGUUGUAACAUCAUUGGUUAUGCAGACAUUUCACACCAACACACCACACUAUACGACACUUGACUGCGCUGACAUUGGAUGCCAAGGCAUGGCGUUGUAACAUCAUUAAUUAUGCAAACAUUAGAUGUAAAUAAGGGACCCCGGUACAUCCAGACAUGACCCUUCGAUGCCGUGCUCAACCGACACAAUCGAGCAAUAUGCAAAGGCUCGAGGACUUGAAAAUAAAACGUGGCCUGAAUAUGACCCUAUGUACUGACGACUGAACGCCCUGUGGGCAGAAAUUCUGAGACCAUAACACUUGUGCCAUAACAUAAAACAACGGGUUUGGGGAUUAGUCAAAUGUUGAAACAUGUUAUCGAUGACAACCUUUAAUGGACACUACUUGCUUAGAUAGAUGUUUUCUUAAUCAACGCCCACGUCAGUCUUGAAGCUUGAAGGCGCCUGAAACAGCUGUAGGUAUAUUGCCUCAUUAUGCUGCAAUUAGGCGGACCAGGUCCAUGCGGAAAUGGUUUUAAAUAGCGUGAGGUGAGGUGGGGUGAGGUGAGGUGAGGUGAGGUGAGGUGAGUGAGGUGAAAUUGGGUUUAACGUCGUGCUUGUGAAUAUUUCGCUCAUAUGACGACGUGCAUGCGUGUGUAUGUGUAUGUGUGACUGCUUGUACUAGCCCAGACUUAAGCUGGUGUAUAUUGCUGGUGUAUAUUGCUAAUGCUAGCCCACUGAGAUACCAUGCCGCAGUGAAGCAUGAAUACCCCACUCAGACACAGUAUACUGACUCCGAGCCAACCAGUCCUUCUUGUACCCAUUAAUGCCGAGCGCCAGACAGGACCAACAAGUACAAUAUUUUAACGACUUUUGGUAUGACGCGGUCGGGGAUCGAACCUGCGACCUUCCGCUCUCCGGGCGGGCGCUCUAACCACUACACCAUGCAGGCGGUCAAAUAGUAUAAGAAUAUUGUAGGUAUGUGCGGUGUUGCUUUUACAGGACGGCCUGUUUCCACCUGACUGAGUAGGUUUGAAAAUACCCUAUUAUGGAACAUUGGAUUUUUGCCCUCAUCACUGCUGUAUGAUAUAAUAAUAUGCAGUGGCAUUUGUAUGUGCUAAUGUGAUAAAAAUAAAUCGUGAAUUAU
This is a messenger RNA of Haliotis rubra (blacklip abalone), 3309 nucleotides long. RefSeq lists its product as uncharacterized. Lineage: Eukaryota; Metazoa; Mollusca; Gastropoda; Lepetellida; Haliotidae. The coding region runs from base 34 to 990 and encodes 318 amino acids. The transcript has 2 exons. The record is from RefSeq and is a predicted model, not a curated record.